AGGCAUGGGGAAUUCAGAGGAAAAUGAGUGGGUGUGGUGUCUGUAUAAUCAAAGUAAGUGAUGUGCCAUUUCUUGACCAUACUUUCACCACUCACAUGUUUGUGUAAGCAGCAGCUGCAGAGCAAGUUCCUAUUUUAAGCCUUUUCUUCUUGCAUGUGAUUUGAUUCCACCCUUUUACCAAACUUUUCCAACUCCUGAAUUCCUUCUUUUGUUAUUAUUUUCAGCCCAAAAACUUUUUAAAAAGAAAACCACACAUUUAGAAAAAUAUUGAAAAACUAUUUUAGUUUUUAACUUUAAUUACAAGGUAUUUGAAUUUUGAUCUUCUCAAAUAUUUGGUGUUUAGAGUUUUGAAUUUUCUCUUUUUUUUGGCAAGCAAUUUUCUAAUAAAUUCUUUUAUAAACAUCUUAAUUUCUUUUUGUAUUUUUGUAUUUUUGUAGAUAUGUGAUUUUUUUAAAUUGAAAAAUAUAAGUUUAUAGCAAUUUGAGUUUAGGGUUUAGGGACGAAAUAUAUAGAUUUAAAGUUUAAAUUCUGAGGUGUGUAGAUGAAAUUUGUAACUUAGAAAUUAAAGGAUCAAGAGACAAAUUUCAAAGUUCAAUAUGAUUAAAUUUAUAAGCUAUCCUGUUUUUUUGGUCCCUAUUUUAGAUUUUAAAAAGGUCACUUUUACAGAAAAGGUAUCUAAUUCAGUAAUUUGGAACUAUUUUUUAACCUAUGAUUUGAAUAUAUAAUAUGAAGAAACUCUAAAGUUAGAUCUAGAAAUGAGUUCAUUUGGUGGGUGGGAAUGUGGGAUGACUCAUCCUAUUGAUAAAACCCUAUCCUUACCCAUUUGAGACUCUAAUGAACCAUAAAAAAACAAAAGAAGAAAUAUACUCUUUAUGACAAAACACCAAAAUCGUUUUUCUUUCAAUUUUCCCUAAUUUUCUAUAUUAAGUUCUAAUCAUAUCGUGCAUGAUUGAGUUUGUCUAACGAUAUCUUCUAAUUACAAAAUUUUGACAAUCAUUAAUUGUACCAUAGAAAAAUAAAAAUAUAAUUUUCCAAUAGCAUUGACCUAAUUCCAUUGAUAGUCAAUUAUAGUUGGUUUGCUUCAUAAAUAUAAUUUGAUUGUUUUAACUUGAACAUUUUGCAAUUGGAUUAUGAUUUAGAUGGUUUAGUUUAGAUCGAAAAUCGAGACAACUAACAAAACGGAAGGUCCUUAAUCUCCAUAAGGGAGAUUCUGGUGUGAAAAGAAAAUUUGACAAAAUUUUAUAAAAAACUGAACGGCUUAAUUUGAAAAUUUAAUAAAUCAACCCUAAUCAAUUUGAAGGAACAAUUUAGUCUUAAAACCCGUCGGAGGCUCAAUUAUAGCUCAAGUUUAACCAUGCAAUUAGACUUUAUUGUUUACACAUUUGAUAGUAAGUUUUACGCAACACAGAAAAAGAGUAAAAAACAAUCGUAUUAGACCAACUUUUCUAAUAAGAUGGAUUAGGUUUCCACAUAAACUGAGUAUUGUUCAAAAGAAGAAAAAAAAAUGUACUAAAUUAAGAAUAAGAACACUUGUAAUUUACUUUAUUAUUAUUCAAAAGAGAAAAAAAUUUCAUAUUCUUAAUAUUGUUAUUGAGAUUAAGAAUAGGAAUACUAAGAUCAUAGCUUACCGAGAACGAAAAUUCGUUACGUUUACAUCAAGUUUGAGAUUAAGAAUCUAAAGUAAGAAAUCAAAUUCGAAAUUUGUAUUCUUAAUUUAAUCUGUGUUCUUCCUGUCCCCUAAAAUGGGCAUCCAUCCAUGGAUGUUCUUGAAUUCCAAACUCCAUUUUCCCAUCGCUUUUGCUGCAAACAGAUCUGUACGCUUUAUACUUUAAAACGAUUCUGCUUUUUCCUUCUCUUCCUCGCUAUCUUUUCAAUCAUCGCCAUUGCAAUCGCCGCUUUGCCUGUAAUUUUCUUGUUGAAGCCUCGAGAACCCAUUUUUUCUCUCCAUUCAGUGCGAUUGGAUUGGUACAACAUUACCAUCAGAUCUGGAUCUCCAAUUCUCUCAUCUGUUUUCACUCUGACUCUCAAUUCCCAAAACCCUAACAAACUCGGAAUCAAGUACAGCCCGUCAAGGCUUCUCUUGAUCUACGAUGAAUCCGCCGUGAUCGGAACGAUUCGAGUCCCGGAAGUGUUCCAGCCUGCUCGUAGCGGGGAACGGAUUGUUCGAACCCGUCUGUUGUUGCAUCAAUUGGAUGUGGAUUUGUUGGAGACGACGAGAGAAUUUGUUGAAAUGAAAAUUAUUGGUGAUGUUGGUGUAGAGCUGUUUGUGCUUCACAUGAAGGUGAUUAAGAUGAAGGUUGCUUUAAAAUGCGAUGUGGAUAUUGAUUACAGAAAGCUUAAUUUCAGAGAAGAAAUACUUGGCAAUGGAGAAUCUGUAGGAAAAGCUUUGGAUUCAAUUCCUUCAAACUCCAAGACAAUGUCUUCAAAGUGUGGGAUCGCUUUUUACUUAUGAAAGUGCUUAUAAGUAAUUACUUAUAACUAACAAGUAAUUACUUGUUAAGUGUUUUGUUUAGUAUCUUUUGGGUUUAUUUCUUUUGUAGUGUGUUUGUUUUAUUUACUAAGUUUCUUCAUUAUCCCAUUACUUUUACUUUUUUUCCCUUCUCAUGAGAAUCUUCAUGCUUUUAUUUUGUUAUUGGUAUAUACACAUUGUUUACGGUAUCAAAAAAUUGAUCAUUGCCAACAAGAGCUUAUAGUUUAAACAUUUGUA
Molecule: messenger RNA, 2707 nt
Organism: Cucumis sativus (cucumber)
Lineage: Eukaryota; Viridiplantae; Streptophyta; Magnoliopsida; Cucurbitales; Cucurbitaceae
Exons: 3
Coding region: 1757-2452 (231 amino acids)
Cellular component (GO): plasma membrane
Source: RefSeq, a predicted model, not a curated record